Messenger RNA from Pristis pectinata (smalltooth sawfish), 1281 nucleotides. Its product is annotated as homeobox protein Hox-A9-like. The record is from RefSeq and is a predicted model, not a curated record. Bases 130 to 849 code for a protein of 239 amino acids. The transcript is spliced from 2 exons. NCBI's taxonomy places the organism in Eukaryota, Metazoa, Chordata, Chondrichthyes, Rhinopristiformes, Pristidae. Gene Ontology annotation, biological process: regulation of transcription by RNA polymerase II; proximal/distal pattern formation; anterior/posterior pattern specification. Gene Ontology annotation, cellular component: nucleus. Gene Ontology annotation, molecular function: RNA polymerase II cis-regulatory region sequence-specific DNA binding; DNA-binding transcription factor activity, RNA polymerase II-specific.
GUUUAGCGAAUGUGAGUGUGCGUGUGUGUGUGCAUGUGUGUGUAUGUCUGUGCAUGGAUGUGUGUGUGUGUUCGUGCGUGCGCGGGCGCCGCUGUAUAUGAGCGGCUCGCCCUUUGAUACGGGGGGGAGAUGAGCAGCGGGGGAACUUUAGGCGGCUACUACAUCGACUCGUUGAUUAGCCAUGACGGCGAGGACUUGUACGCGGGCAGGUUCGGCACUCGGACUUCACACCCGCUGAUGAGCGACUGCUUGGAACUUCGCGUCCCCUCGACCUACUCGGCCGCGCCGAGGCCGCCCGCCUUCACCAACACGUGGGCCCCCACCGCGGGCGUCUAUCACUCCUUCUCGCGGGAGCCGCCGCACCUCGGACCCGACCCGCCGUGCUCUCGCCCCUGGCUGGAGCCGCUGCCGGCCGCCGUGUCCUGCCACGGCUUCCCCGGAGGCGGGCGGCCCUACCCGAUGAAGCCCGAGUGCCUGGCCGGCGCCGGCUCGGCGGGCGACGGGCGCUGCUUCACAGACUACCUCCACGGGUCUCCGACCGACCGAGCGGGGCAGUGCACCGGCGUACCGGAUGCAAGGCCGAGGGAAGACAAAACGCAAAUCGACCCGAGUAACCCUGCCGUCAACUGGAUACAUGCGAGGUCGACGCGGAAAAAGCGUUGCCCGUACACAAAACACCAGACGCUGGAACUAGAGAAAGAAUUCUUAUACAAUAUGUAUUUAACGAGAGACCGGCGCUAUGAAGUAGCUCGACUUCUCAAUCUGACCGAGAGGCAGGUCAAAAUAUGGUUCCAGAACCGGCGGAUGAAGAUGAAGAAACUUAAUCGCGAGAAAGCCGAGAAAACUUAACAUUUCGGUUCAUUGAUUUUUUUUUAAAAAAAAGCCACCUCGACGUGGGCUGGAAGGAAACUCAACGAACAAAAAAAAGCGUCCUUUUUCAAUCAAAAUAAAUUAAAAUAUUUCCUCCCACCCAGUCAAAACUGACGCAUUAUUCCCCUCCCCCCCCACACCCACACACCGCAUCCCCGAUAUUUGUAUAAUUUAAACAAGAUGUAAGUUUUAGUUUGAUACGAUUUUCGUUUAAUAUUGUAUAAAUUGUACUAUAAUUGUUGUACCGUGGAGUCAUGUUGUAUAGAAGGGAGUGUAGUUCUUGUUUUGUAAAAUUAUCUGGAGUAAUUUGGUUUGGUCGUGAUGUCACAUUUCGAUGGCUACAUAUUACUAUUUAAAUAUAUUUCAGACUCAAUCAGAACCUGCUUAAAUCUCUUUCUUUUUUUGAGGGAG